AUGGAACCAUUGCUUUUCGUCGCUAUUUGUGGCCCGUUCUGCCUUGCAGCCAUUCUUGUCAACAUUUUCUUCUUGGUUUGGCUCAUACAACCGGCUGAAGGAGUGACGGUUCGCUAUCCGAUGCGCUUCUUGUUAAUCACCGUGCUGUGCAAUUCAGCCGUUCUACAAUUUGUCACAGCAGUGGUGAUAAUAACUGUUUUUGUUAAGCCACCUAGUUGGCUUCAUACUGUAAGCAGAGUUGUGAUUUAUCAAGCAUUUACCGGCAACUUCUCGUGUAACGCUUGGAUCAGCAUUUUCUACAACAUGUCGAUCGUUCCGCACAGGAGUGACAUCUUCGUAUGGAUUAAAAGGAACGUUAACAUAAUAAUAUAUAUUGGCUUCAUUUCAACUCAGGUACUUCUUUUAAUGUCUCUUUCAAUGGGAACAAUAACAUUCAUGCAGAGUCCAUCAACGACGAUCAAUUCAACUGCGAAUCACAACACGACAUCGACCACAGAUAAAGGACUUACUAUAUUUAAGUUGUCAAAUAUGUUGUUUGUCUUAUAUUGCACCUGUCCACUAAUCACACUGUCCAUCUCUUGGGGCAAAACCUUUGUCUAUCUCUGUGGACAUUUGAAGCAAAUGGGACAGAAUGAAUCUUUUUCCCAUUCCCAACAGAAGAGCCAGAUGAGAGUCACGGUCAUUGGCAUGAUCCAGGCUGCCGUCUUCCUCCCCAGCAGCCUUUGGUCUCUAGUCGCUGCGUUUCUCUACGCAUUUAACCUUUAUGAAGUAGUGGAUCCCAGUAGAUACAUCACCAUAUCUUCUGCGCUAUGUCCAACUUAG
Triplophysa dalaica is the source of this 822-nucleotide messenger RNA. RefSeq lists its product as uncharacterized. The transcript has a single exon. Lineage: Eukaryota; Metazoa; Chordata; Actinopteri; Cypriniformes; Nemacheilidae. The record is from RefSeq and is a predicted model, not a curated record. Bases 1 to 822 code for a protein of 273 amino acids.